GUCUUGGAAAGAAGAGAGCAGCUCCUCCUCCGCCGACGCCCAGACCACUUUUGUCGGCCAUUUCCACACAGGCUUUAAAACGCAUCACCGAUUCCGAGGAAUCGUCAACAUCCGACAUAGAACCUUCGAAACCGUCAUUAGAUAUUGGUGCUCUGUCGAAAGCCAUCAGCUCUGAUAUCGACUGCCCAAAAGUUGUUUCCAACAUUGGCAUCAACCAUGCGCAGUCCAUGCGUCAGUUGGACCGCAAAUUGGAGCUAGAAAUUGCACCGUGCAAGUUUGAUUGCGGCGUUCAACAGAAUUGUCACACUACUGAAGCGAAUCCCGAGGCGCGUUCUAAAUCAGAUUUGGUCAACUCUGAUGAGGUCGUUGAAGCAAAAGUGAUUACGCCGCCUGUAGAAGCCACCCCGAGAGUAGAGCAAGCUAAAGUAGCAACAAAGAGAGUUGGACAAUAUGCACCCCUUCCCAAGCCUCGAAAAAACAACUCGAGUAGACUUUGCGCUUCGGAAUCUCUAAAGAUACCAAAACAUCAAGCAACUCCGCCCUUGGCACCGCCUAGAACUUUAAGCAUAAAACGCGACAACCCAAAUGUUUUAUUACACAAACGUAUAAAUUCCAAACACGUUAAUAAAAUAUGCUGUAGCACUUUAGUUUUCGAUGAUUCGUCUUCAUUGAAUGAAUAUAGUAUUGCUACAUUUGAGCCAGAAAGGUCAUGUUCAAAAUCGAAAGACGACUGUGCAUCUUUCAACAAAGAUGAGAUAAAUCAGAAGAAGGUAGUACCAGAAACUAUUGACAAUAUUACAGCCAAAGACGAUACGUCUUUAAAAUCAAGUCGAUAUUCAAAUUUAAAAGUAAAAAGCAACUUUAAUACACAAAAUUGUGUGAAACUAAUUGAUUCAGAAGAAGAAGAAGCUCGUUCAAAAUCCAAAGGAAAAUUUUUGAGUAAAGAUAAAUUUUGUUGGGAGAAAACAAUAUUACUAGAUAUUGCCGAAAACAUGGAAAAUCGUGCAUCAUUAAAUUUGAACCAGUGUUUAAGGAAUAAAAAACCUACCGUGCUUGAUUCCAUAAAGUUAAAUGCAUCUCCAGCGAAAUGCAAUGUUGAUUCCAAAAAAGAUGAAAAUAAUUCUUUAGAACAAGAUGACAAAAUAAAAUCCAAAAAUAUUGAUUCGUGUAAUGAAAAUGAGAACCAACGUGACAAUUUACGGAUGACAUUGGACGACAGCUCUCUAAAAAAAAAAAAGAGUGUGAUCAAACUGGAUCGUAUGACUGAACCGAAAAGCGAGCGACUAAAACUGUUUUAUCCGAAAGAUGUGACGUGCGGCGCAGCAGGGGAGAAAAACGAUUCUGAGAAAGACAAAAAGAUGUGCACGGUAAUCUCCACCAUACCAAAAUGCGAGCGUCUUGAUGCUACAAGAGAAGACGGUGCUUUAAAUAAUAUCGCAAAACGUGUCAUUGCGGAAAAUAUCAAUCAACUAUGCGAGAAACGUCAAAAUUAUCACAGCGAAGAAUCAAGCGGCGUGAAGAAUGCUAAACGGACGAGGGUGGUUCGGAGCCAAUCCAAGUCGGAUGACUUUGAGAUGGAUAUUUUGAAGAGACAGAGACGACAUCUCACUUAUUUGCCUCCGGAGGAUAUCGCGCACGCUUUGAACCUCAACGUUCCCGCACGAAAUCCAACAUCUUUCGGUAUUACAAAAAAAAACUGGGAACAAAUUGUGACGGGACCGUGCACUGGUCAUGCAAGAAAUACAGAUAUAGAUGAGGGAGAUGAGUCGUAUGGUGAAUUAAUUACAGCAGUUUAUCAGGAUAUCCCAUCCGAGACUGACAUCUUGCUGCAAAAAGUAUCGGAUAGUUUAUCAUUGGUAUUACCAACUUUAUCGUCCUCAUCGGUACCAGAACCAUCAUUACCUCUCGAGACAAGCUAUACAACUACAUCCGUGCAAACAAAUGUUGCUGCAGUUCCCACUGGUCCCGUAAUUGAGUUGGAACCUAUUGAGACAAAGAACGAGCUCUACAGAACAUGUAUCGAUUUUUCGGUAAAAAAUGGGUCGAGUGCUAGCACACCGAAUACAACUACAGCAAACUCACAGCAAGAUAUUUCCGAUUACUACGAAUCAGCGAUGAGCAAAGACUUGUCAAUCAGUGACUGGGAGUAUCAGCUUCCAGCCCCACCGAGCGCCUUCCGCGAUUCGCAUUCACCCAUCUUCAAUGAUUACGAUGAUACAGUAGUCACGCUGGGAUCGGUGGAAGCUUUCAAGGAGCCGAUCGCGAGUCCAAUUGUAGAGCUGACGGAUACGAUAGAUGGUAGCAAUAACAACUCCAAAUCGACAAAAAAUUUAUCGAAUAAUGUUAAAGUGAAUUGUAAUCAAGAAGCUUUAAACGAAAAAAUGGACCUCGUGUCUGAAAAAGAAAUCGAUAUUAAGCAAAAACCAAGCCAGCUUAUUGUUAAGCAAGCGCUCAUCACUUCUUCACAAAAGUCAGAGACUAAUUCGGAUUUACGAAAACAGAUGCUCUCAGAGCUGGAGAACAAGAUAGAAACCGGUACAUUGGCACAGAUUGUCAAUAAAGAUUUUGAUCGAAGAAAUAUAGACGGCUUAUCCGCACCGGAGCUGGCACCCGUGGACAACACUCUAUCCAACUUUACUAUUACUACUUACACCAGACAAAAGAGUUUGGAUAUUUUCAAAGAGCUCGAGGAAUCCAUCGAUUGUACAAGAAAUUCGAAAGACAAGUUUAUCAAAACAUUUGCCAUGUUAUCAAGAACCAACACGGGUGCGUGUAAUUAUGACAAGAGGAAUGCUACAAAAAACACAUAUUUAAUUAAUAAUCUAUCGCACAGCAGGAAAGCAACAAAUAAAUCCAAACAACUGAAUGCAAAUAACGUCGACUAUAAAAUAGAACCAAAGAUUCGUGACCAGCAGGGUGAACUGCAUUACAAGUGGCAGUCUUUCAACGCGACCAAUGAUAAGACUAAUAUCCAGCGAUCCAAGAGUUACAUAUCGAUGACUAAUAACACCAAGUAUCAGAAAGAAGCACAAGGAAUCGAUGACACGAGGAAACACGAGGAGCCACAAAUUGAAUCAGAGAUUACUGGUAUGAAGAAAUCUACGAGCAUUACUGAUUUGAAUGUUGAAACAUUAAGAGACAAUUGCGUGAAAUUCUCACAAUGGAGAAUAAACAUACUGAAGAAUCAGGAGGAACCUACCAAAGAGGAGCAAUUACAAUCGUUGCAGGUAAUUUAGAAUUAUAAAAUGACGAUUGUAGGCUAUAAUAGAAAAAGUGCGGGUAUUGUGCGGGAUACCCUGAACCUUUUUUAAGAUAACUUGAAAAUUUGGAGAAUUGUCUCUAUUGUCGCGCCCUUCGUCUUAAUUCCGCUUCUACGAUAUCAAGUCUGUUACGUGUUGUAUUCUCUCGGUAAGCAGUGGAAAUAAACGCUCCUUUAAACGUUCUUUUGUUUUACUUUGGUCAAAACUGCGUGAUAUAAUGCGUAGCAUAGUUUGGAUGAGGUUUCAAG
Molecule: messenger RNA, 3508 nt
Organism: Temnothorax curvispinosus
Lineage: Eukaryota; Metazoa; Arthropoda; Insecta; Hymenoptera; Formicidae
Exons: 3
Source: RefSeq, a predicted model, not a curated record